Molecule: messenger RNA, 1476 nt
Organism: Aspergillus wentii DTO 134E9
Lineage: Eukaryota; Fungi; Ascomycota; Eurotiomycetes; Eurotiales; Aspergillaceae
Product: pantoate--beta-alanine ligase PAN6
Exons: 2
Coding region: 199-1245 (348 amino acids)
Biological process (GO): pantothenate biosynthetic process
Molecular function (GO): pantoate-beta-alanine ligase activity
Source: RefSeq, a predicted model, not a curated record
UUGUUCGUGCAUGAAAUGAAUCUGUUCGCUCUGGAAGCUUCUGUGGUCCGUGUCUGAUAUCUAGGUUCGUACUACUCCACAGCGGGUGACAGAAACGAGAAAGAGCCUUGGAGGGGGAAUUGAUCCGCCUUUAAUAGCAACAUGUCUCGCUGGCUGAGGGCGUUUUCGACUGCCAGGUCGUUUCUUGGUAACACCACAAUGGCCUCCCAACCCGUCCGUCAGUAUUCCUUCCAAGUGUUCCGCGAUGUCCCUCCUCUCCGUAAAUUCCGCCGACAGCUCCUACUGUCAGAUCGAACCGUGGGUUUUGUUCCCACCAUGGGUGCCCUUCACGAGGGCCACCUGUCCUUGGUUCGACAAGCUGCGGCCGAAAAUACAGACGUUUUUGUGAGCAUCUUCGUCAACCCGACGCAAUUUGGUGUCAGUGAGGAUCUGUCUAGCUAUCCCCGCACCUGGGAUAGUGACGUGGAGAAGUUGGAGAAAUUGAACGACGAGCUUGCUGCAUCUGGAACAGAGUCUAAACCCCUUGGGCGUAUCACGGCCAUUCUGGCUCCUACAUCAAAGGCCAUGUACCCGGCAUCGCCGCCUACAUCGGAGGUUAAUGGACAUGGUUCCUUCGUCACAAUCACCCCUCUUUCGCAGAAGCUGGAGGGUGCUUCUCGUCCUGUUUUCUUCAGAGGAGUCGCUACAGUCUGCAUGAAGCUAUUCAAUAUUGUCACAGCCGAUCGCGCCUAUUUCGGACAGAAGGACGUUCAGCAGACAGUUGUCAUCCGGCGAAUGGUGCAGGAUUUCCACGUUGAUACGGAAAUUAAAAUCGGUGACACAACGCGGGAGUCUGACGGAUUGGCAAUGAGCUCCCGGAAUGUUUACCUCGGAGCUAGACGACGUGCUGUCGGUCUCGUUCUUUUCAACGCUUUGAAGGCCGCAGAAGAAGCCUACAAGUCGGGUAAAGUUACUCGCAGCGACAUCCUCAAUUCUGCCAACCGCAUCACCCAGCAAGUUCUUGCCGAGCAGCAAGCUCUUAAGCCCUCCGAGAGGGCUCUUUAUGAGGUUGACUACAUCUCUCUUGCUGACCCCGACACAUUGGACGAGUUGGAGACUGUCGACCCAGCCAAGGGCGCCGUUUUGAGUGGUGCAAUCAAGAUGGCUCCCCUCGAGGAGCCCAAGUCUGAUGAAGAGCGUGGCCUUGGAGACGGGCAGGUCCCGGUGAGAUUGAUCGACAACCUCAUCUUCAAGCCGCUUGUUUGAUAUUGCGAAUACUCUCAUGCUGCGGAUAUUUGCUUUGGGUAGCGAACAUUGUGAAUUCCAGCCCUCGUGCCCUGGUGGCAUAAAAAUAGAUACAAAUUUCGGUACAUAGCCUUACAAAAGUUGGUUGCAAAUAGUUACUUGAGCACAAGUUUCGAGUAAAAAUAUAUAUGUUUGAAACAUCUACCCCGUAUUAUUAUUGUUAUUAAAUGAUACAUCACAUUGCUUCCCCAG